AUGAACCCUCUUCCGAAGAGGCCAAGGGGGAUGAAUGAGGAUGCGGCUGUCCUCGUGCCUGACGAGGAGGAGGAUGCUAACGCUGAGCAGGUGAACGUGGCAUGCCCCCAGAAGGUGGUCCCGUUUGUGAACUGCUUCAUCGACGACCCUCAGAUGGAGCUCCCGGAGUUGGAGCAGCUGCCGAUGAAGACGGUGCACGAGCAGGCCGGUCGAGCCUUCCUCCUUUAG
Prunus armeniaca (apricot) is the source of this 228-nucleotide messenger RNA. The record is from the annotation of a GenBank genome assembly. NCBI's taxonomy places the organism in Eukaryota, Viridiplantae, Streptophyta, Magnoliopsida, Rosales, Rosaceae.